AUGGAAAAGGCAGUUAGGGCCCUGUCUUUCACACUGUCUGUCCGGCUCCUGUCUGUCCCCAGCCUUCUAUGUCUCCUGUUCCUGCUGUGCUGUGUACCUGUGGGGAGACCCUGUCUGCAGUGUGACCGCAGGGUCAGGCUCCUCCAUGAAGACUACCUAUUGGCUGCUGCCUCUGCCACCAUAGAGGACCAGAUAGAACUGAAGAAGAUUCUAGACUACGCCUACGUCACCUACACAACCACCAGCAACCAGUAUAGUGGAGUUAUUGGUAGGUGGUUGUUACUUACGAGCCAAGCGCACUACCAACUGUGCCGUAAAGGUCCAGACCUCUUAGUAGGCGUUACAGAGCACGUUAAUACGUGUGUGUGGUGUGUACGGUGCGCGUGUGGUGUGUGUGUGUGUGUGCCCCCAGACCCGACCACCCUCUACAGGGCCAGUACAGAAUACCAGAGUGAGUUUGACCGUUUCCAGGGAAGCCAACUCACAGGGCCUCUGACGUUUGAGGCCAUUCAAAUUCUGGAGAAAGGCAGGAAAAUUCUAGAGAAACACCUGCAGACUUUUGUCCAGAAAGGUCUCUGCCCAAACAAAUGUGGGUUGCUGUAUCAGAGAGUAAUGAACUGCCUUUCCUGUCAGUACAAGCUGCACACCUGCCCCUCUACCACUCAGGACUGCGGGGAGUAUCCAGUGCAGGCAGCAGAGGGGGGACAGGCAGUGUUGGACUGUUUCCUCCCCUGGCAUAGUCUAGUGGUGGGCCGGCCAGAUUAUCACUACACCUGGGCUCCAGGGACGCAAAGGACUCUGACAGAGGGUGAUUUCAGAGUGCUGGUGGUUACUGAGGAUUCCUCUGUGGUGCUGAACCAGCUGCAUGUCGAUGAGGAGGGCAUGUACCGUUGCCUCCUAACGGAUGGCAAAGGAACUGUCCUUUCACGCACACACUUCCUGCUCACUGUCACCCCGUCACCUGUCUCGACUCCCAGAUCUCUCCUCACCCUGCCCUCCCUCCCUCCUAGUUAUGAUGCCUCCCCCAUUUCUCACCCUCCCACUGACCUCCUGCUGGUCAUCAUCAUCAUGAUUACUGCCCUGAGUCUGACGGCCAGCCUAGCCCUUGCUAUUGCUUUUGGGUGAGAGAGGGA
Molecule: messenger RNA, 1133 nt
Organism: Oncorhynchus mykiss (rainbow trout)
Lineage: Eukaryota; Metazoa; Chordata; Actinopteri; Salmoniformes; Salmonidae
Source: RefSeq, a predicted model, not a curated record